AUGCUCCCCUGGCUCCGGGCUCCUUCCGGAACUCGGAGCAAGUCCCAGCCCACGACGCGGAAGAUGCAAUUCCUGCUCGGCUUCUGGCGAUGCGCUCUGCUCGUCUACAUCUUCUUCGAACUCGACGCCUUCGAGACGGCGAAGGUGGCUGAUCGGCCCGGCCCUGCGCGCAUCGCCUCCGUUCUGACGCACGACCGAGCCAUCGAGCGAACUCACGACGGUCGGCCCGAUCUCCACGCGGAGGCUGAGCGCAGUGCAGCUGCAGCGGCGCAACGGCGCAAGCUGGCGCAUCUGGUGGAGGAGCCGGCGCCGGUUCUGAACUACCACUACGGGCCGCUGAUGAACUCGGGCGCGAGCGUGCCGGUGCACGUCAUAUGGUACGGGGAUUUCAGCGCCGAGCAGAAGGCCGUUGUCUGCGACUUCUUUCGCUGCUUCAGCGCCACAAAGCAUAAGACGCCGUCCGUGACGAGCUGGUGGAACGUGACCCAGGGCUACAAGGACGACAAAGGCUGCGCCGUCGCGGGCUCGCUGCACCUGGGAGCGCAGGUCCACGACCGAGAUUGCUCGCGCGGCCGGGCCCUCAGCGAGGACGACCUGCAGGCAAUCGUGCUGAACGCGCUAAACGCGACGGAUCCCGCGUCGCGACUGCCCCUGGACGCCAGCGCCGUCUACCUCGUGCUCACGGCGCGCGACGUCCACGUGGAGGAUUUCUGCAUGAACUCAUGCGCCUCGCACUUCUCCACCCCGCCCGCGGACGAGACGCUGGGGCAGCAGCUGCCCUUCGCCUGGGUCGGGAACCCGGAGCUCCGGUGCCCUGGCCAGUGCGCCUGGCCUUUCGCCCGCGACGACGAGUUCGGGCCGCCGGGCCCGACGCUGAAAUCGCCCAACGGCGACGUGGGGCUCGACGGCCUGAUCAUCAACAUGGCCGCCAUGCUGGCCGGCACCGUCACCAACCCCUUCAACAACGGGUUCUAUCAGGGCGACGCCGCUUACCCGCUGGAGGCCGCCACGGCCUGCGCUGGCAUCUUCGGCCCGGGCGCUUACCCGGGCUUCCCCGGCCAGCUCCCGCAGGACGAUGCGUCCGGCGCCAGCUUCAAUGUCCACGGCUUCUGGAACUCCAGCCGCAAGUUUCUCGUGCCCGCUCUGUGGGAUCCCGACACUCUCACUUGCACCCCUCCCUAG
Messenger RNA from Marchantia polymorpha subsp. ruderalis, 1182 nucleotides. The record is from the annotation of a GenBank genome assembly. Lineage: Eukaryota; Viridiplantae; Streptophyta; Marchantiopsida; Marchantiales; Marchantiaceae.